AGUUUUGCACAAAGGUUUUGUUUUGAUUUCUUCGAAUUGUUAGUCGCAAUAAAAAAAUUAUUAAUUCCUGUUCUUAUUAGCAACAAAUGAAGGUUUAAAUUAUAGUGAAAAUAGCUUAUAGCUGAUAAAAGACGUAAAGAAUAUAAUAAGAGAGUCGUUUAAUGGGAAAAAAUUGUUCAAAAGAGAAUGCGAUUCCUGUCACUGAAAAUAUCGAUGCAAUGGAAAAAAUGUAUACAGAAGCUGAUUAUAAAACCCGUUUAGAGCAGAAAUUAUACAUUUUCAAAGAAACACCUGAACCAAUAUGUGAUUUAUCAGAGUGUAAUUUGGAAAAAUUGCCGGGAAAUUCGCUCUUUUCUAUGAUCAAAGUGUUGCGAAAAGAAAUUCUUAUUCUUUCUAAAAACCGCUUAAAAUCGCUUGCUUCUGGUGGUCAGUUUAAUGAACUAGAAUUACUACAAGUCUUGGAUCUGAAUUACAACAAAUUUAAAGUGAUACCAAUAGAAAUUUGCGUUUUAAAAAAUCUGCGGGAACUAUUUCUAUCUAAUAACUUGUUAACACAGUUGCCAUCAACAAUCAAUCGUCUCAAGAAAUUAGAGUUAUUGGACGUUUCUAAUAACAACAUCACAGACCUUCGUUGCAUUUCCUUUAUGCCAGAAUUGAAAAUAUUGAAUGUGUCGGGUAAUAAACAAUUGAAAAUCUUACCACCUGAAUUGGCCACCUGUGAGAGUCUUCAUGAUUUAGUUUUUGAUAUUGAAAUAAUUGUAAGUCCAAGUAACGAUGUCUUGGCGACCGGACCUCAAAACAUUCUGAAAUUUCUAAGCACUGGAGAAUUAUCAGCGACCAAUGAUUUAGCUGCCGAAGAUAAAAUGUUAAUGCAAUCAAAUAAAAAGACAUCAAGUCGCAUCAUGGAUGAUAAAUCAAUCAGCACAACGAUGAAGUUUAUGGAGAAAGAAAAGUUUAUAAUGGCGCAAGAUGACUUUUUGGAGGAAAAACUUCACAAAGAGCAGCAAAAAAAGAAAGAAGAAAUGUUAAAAUCACUUCUUGAUCAACAAAGACAAGCUGAAAGUGCUGUUAAUCAAAUUCAAUCGCAAAAAGAUCUAGAAAGAAAGAAACUGAUCGAUGAUAUUAUGAAAUAUGAAGAAUCAUCAACUUUAGUUGUAAAUGAAUUGUUAUCAUUGAAGAAGGGACCUGAUGCAGCUUUACUGGAACUUGAAGAUAAAGCAAGAGAUGCUUUAUUGGAAAAAGUACACCUCGAACAAAACGAUUUACGCAAACGAGACGUCAUUUCAGCGAUGUCACAAUUACUCGAACAAGAACUAAGUUUGAUUCAAAACUAUCAAGAUGAACGUUCACUCUCAUCAAGAGUUCUGCUUGAGAAUGAAACGAAAACGAAUCUUUUAUUGGAUGACGUCAUUCAUGAAUAUGACAGAAAUCGUACAGAAAUUAUUGAGAAAGUAAAUCAAGAUGAAGAUUGGCAGAAAUCGGCUGUUGCUGCGCUUAUUGCUAAGAACGAUGCAAGAAGUUGGGGACUAAUGGAGCAAAUCAAGAUUGUGGAAUCACAAAUAGCAGCGAUGACAAAUUUGGAGAUUGAUAAGAAGAAAAUCAAUCAAGAUGAGAUUUUCAACGAUGUUGCUGACAAGCGAAUAAAUCUGACGAUGGUUUUGUUAGAUUUGAUGGAGCAGCAAGAUCAACGCAAACAACAAUUACGUGAAACUUUACUCGAUAUGGAAAAUCAAAAGACGGAAGAUGAUUUUUGGCUUCUUCAAUAUCAAAAGCUGAUCGAUUCACGUGGAGUUAUGCAGUCAAUGCAUGCAACGAUUGACCCUUCACUUGGUUAUAACUUUUUAAUUAAUGGCGUCAUUCAUGUUGUGCCGUUUUUAUUGAAGAUCUGGCAACGUAAAGACUUUCAAUUGGAAAAAGUUUCCGAUGAAGACUUAAGAAAUGCUGGAAUUAAGAAUCCGAAAGACCGACAAGGAAUCCUUCGAGCGAUUCAUGAAUUUUUGGCAAUUAAUCCAAGUUUCGAUGAAACAAGUUCGAAAAAACUUACUGACGAUGUUCCUGGUCCCAGCAAACCUCCGUCAGCUCCUCAGGAAGAAGAAUCAACGCAUAAGAGUCCAACUCAAAGUGCCUCAUCCAUCACCAGGGAAAACCCAGCAGAUGCUGUCAAUGCUAUCGAAUGCGUUAUUUGCAUGGACGCUCAAACUCGUGUCAUCUUCUUACCAUGCGGUCACUUGUGUUGCUGUAUUGAUUGCUCAACGAGUCUCGUCGAAUGUCCGAUGUGUCGAGCGUCAAUUGAACGGAAAAUUCGUGUCAUUCAAGCAUAAGAAACUUGAAAGUCAAAUUAUCGCGUGAUAGAAAGUUGGAAAACUUGACACCAAGACAUUCUUUUAAUUAUUUGUACUCAACAACCUUCAAUGGUUAACCAAAUACAAAUUUAGCCUUUAAGGUCGCAGAAUAUAAUCGAUUAUCAUGUAUUUAAAGUUUUUGGUCGUUUUCAGUAAGAAUUUCCUCUUCCUUUUCUUACCUUACAAUAUCUAAAGCAUAUUCAUUGAAUGACGACCAAAAACCGUAGAAUUUUGUUAAAGAAGAGAAGACAAAGCAUUUAGGAAAUGUUGCUCGUACUUUAAUCAAAAAUUGACUUUAUUCACAUUUUUCGAGUAGAGAAAUUUAAAAAGAAAUUAAAGAAAAGUAAAAAAAAUUAGAAUUUAAUUCGUUACUCGUGCAAUCGUUUGUUGUGUGCCACUUUUAAAAAGAUUUUCUUCUUGUCUACUCGUUACAAAAGUUGCUAAAAAUGUUUUUUUCUACUGUAAAAGUUUUAAUCUAAUGAAUAUAAAAAGAAGCGUUGAAUUUGUAAUUUUGAAAUAUUGAAAUAAAUUUAUUGAGCAAAAAUUGUUUACUUUUUCUUAUGAACAACUCCGCCAUAACGUGCGAUGAAAGCUUUGAUGUCAAACUUGCGUUUACAUCCUUCAUAGUUCAUGUAACGGAUCUUGCCGAAGACAGCUCGCUCGCCCCAACCUUGAUCAUGAAUGCCGCCGAUGCUCCACAUACAGCCGACAUAGCCAUUGGGAUCACGACCAUCUAAGUUAUAGCGAUCAUUGAGAUAAAUCGCCGUCUCCAAAGCUUCUUCAGGACUUGCUGUCCAUUCCAAAAUCUUCUUCGCCCAAUACAUUCGUAGGAAUCCGUGCAAUUUAGCUUCGACUCUUAAUUGAUUCUGUGCAGCAUUCCACAAAUCAUCAUGCGUUUUAGAUUUCUCGAGUUCAUCUCUUGUGUAUAAAUACGGACGUUUGUCUUUACGAUGAGCGUUUAAAGUUAUCUUAGCCCAGUCUGUGAUGCCAUCGAGAUUAUCGUAAUUCUUAUUAUGAAAGCAGAAAUUGUCGCUGAGUUCUCGACGAACGAUUGCUUCUUCACAAAAAGCAUCAACACUGUCUUUGGCUUUACUUUUAUGCUUUUGUACUUCAAUGAUCGCGCGUUGAACAGAAAUUUGUCCAAAAUGAAAGAAAGGCGAAAGAUUUGAAAGUGCGUUAAUUGUUGGAUCGUUUCGUUUGGUUGCAAACACUUUCAAUCGUUUAUUAAUGAAAGUUUCAAGAACUUCAACAGCGUUUUUAUAACCAGGUUUAAUCCAAUCAACAACUCCAACAGUUUCAUCAACUUUAAGUGAUUGCAAAGUUUUCUUCCAAUCAAUUUUAUCUGGCAUUUCAGUGGAUUUGUGAGGAUGUUUGACGAGUGGAGGGAACUCUGUAAGAAAUUCACCCAAUUUGCUGUUGAUCUUGUUUCUUAUCGUUCUUGCUGCAUAUUCUUGUUUAUCUGAUGUAAUCCAAAUGGGGACAAUGUUAUGAGCAUCAACUUGAACGAGAGGAACAUAAGGUGGAAGUUCUUUCUUGAUUCCAUCAACCCAACUUCGAUGAAUUCUCAAAGGACUAAAAUCACAAACAACAGCACCAAUUUUGUUGUUUUUAAUGAACUUUGGAAUUUCUUUUGUAUGUUCACCACGAAGAAGAUGAAAAUUUAUGUUAAGAGUGGUGCAAUCGUUUGCAACCUCUUCAAGUCCUUUCAACAUGAAGUCAAAGUGACGAAUUGUUGCACCAAGAAAGCCGUCAGUAAGGCAGAACACAACAUGUAAAGGAAUUUUAUUUUUAAUAGCAAGAUUUUGACUGAAAAGAAGUGCCCAAUUGUCCUGAACUCGCUGAUCUCGAGCCAUCCAGUAGGCAAUUCCGUUUGAUUUCUCAGCCACAUCUUCAACCUAAAAAAGGAUCUUCACUCGUUUCUUAUUAAACUUGAAAUCUCUAAUACUUUCAGCGGUUUUUAAUCUGUUAUUUUGUAUUGAAAUAACAAAAUCCGAACUUGAAUUUUCUGUUUUUGUCUUUUUCGAUGACGAUUGCUGAUCGUUUGUCUCGAGAAAUCGUUUCAUGAUUAAACUUCAAAAAUAAAAUUUCAUUUCUUUAAUGUUUUCAAUUGUUAAACUGAUUUAAGCUUAACGUACUCUAGGUGUUUACUUGUUUUCUGAAGAAAUUUAUUUUGUUUAUGACAACAAAACAAAAUCGCGCGAAAACUC
This is a messenger RNA of Clunio marinus, 4549 nucleotides long. NCBI's taxonomy places the organism in Eukaryota, Metazoa, Arthropoda, Insecta, Diptera, Chironomidae. The record is from the annotation of a GenBank genome assembly.